Molecule: messenger RNA, 468 nt
Organism: Ustilago hordei
Lineage: Eukaryota; Fungi; Basidiomycota; Ustilaginomycetes; Ustilaginales; Ustilaginaceae
Exons: 1
Coding region: 1-468 (155 amino acids)
Source: RefSeq, a predicted model, not a curated record
AUGGCAGAGAUUGAAGUGGCAGGAGAGGUUGUGGUAGACCUUGACAUGAUUGCCCCUGACUUAGGCGCUGAGCUAGACACUGCUCUGACCAAGGGGGGAAACAUGUUACAGGUCCCAACACAGAUCAUGGAUCCUGGAGAUAUGCCUCUACUCCAAACACCUUGCAGUGACACAAUACCAAGUAUAUAUGACAGUGUCUCUGUGCUUGAAUCUGAUUGCACAGAAUCACCAGACCCACUGGACCUGCCUAGCUAUACAGCCUUUGCAGCAACAUGUUCUGAAACUCAAGCAAUAACACUUGGCAAUCAUCACCUCAACCACAUGGCAUUCACAGCAAUGGUGAUGAAUGGGACUGCACUUGUUGCCAGUGGUCAACAACUGCACAGUGCUGAUGGAAUCUUACUGGAACCAUUUUCACUCAAUGAACUAAGUUGUGCAAUCACUGGGGCAAGUGGCAAGAGGCAAUGA